Molecule: messenger RNA, 321 nt
Organism: Emiliania huxleyi CCMP1516
Lineage: Eukaryota; Haptophyta; Isochrysidales; Noelaerhabdaceae
Exons: 1
Biological process (GO): microtubule-based movement
Cellular component (GO): dynein complex
Molecular function (GO): dynein light intermediate chain binding; minus-end-directed microtubule motor activity; dynein intermediate chain binding
Source: RefSeq, a predicted model, not a curated record
CCUGAGGACGGCGUGCACACGAGCGGUCUCUUCGUCGAGGGUGCGCGGAUGGGCGACGAGAAGGUCCAGCUCGAGGAGUCGCAACCCAAGGUGCUAUUCAGCCCAAUGACUUACGUCCAGCUGCUGCCAGUGCAGUCGGACAAGCUGUCCACCUACCCCCACUAUGAGUGCCCGGUCUACCGGACGACAGCGCGGCGCGGGACGCUCUCCACCACCGGCCAUUCCACCAACUUCGUCAUGUUCAUGCGGCUGCCGACGGAUCAGCCGUCAUCACACUGGAUAGCCCGUGGAGUGGCCCUGAUCAACAGUCUGGCCACUUGA